Molecule: messenger RNA, 4132 nt
Organism: Acanthaster planci (crown-of-thorns starfish)
Lineage: Eukaryota; Metazoa; Echinodermata; Asteroidea; Valvatida; Acanthasteridae
Product: putative ubiquitin-conjugating enzyme E2 7
Source: RefSeq, a predicted model, not a curated record
AAGAACUGACGGACAGCCAUCUUCGUCCCUGUUGUUCUCUUCCGGUGACUUUGUUCCAGAAUUUAUUCAACUACAAUCAUGACAACGACUUCAGCUGCGAGUAUGUUACUGCAGAAGCAGUUGAAAGAGCUGCAGAGCAGAAGUAGUUUGGAUGGCUUUUCAGCAGGACUGAAGGAUGACGACGAUAUCUUCAAAUGGGAAGUGAUGAUCUUUGGUCCCACCAAUACCUUUUAUGAGGGUGGCUUUUUCAAGGCAGAGUUGGUUUUCCCACAGAACUUCCCUAGCAGUCCACCAAAGAUGAAAUUUGUCUCCGAAAUAUGGCACCCAAACAUUAGCAAGGAAGGCGAAGUGUGCAUCUCAAUUCUUCACGAACCGGGUGAUGAUAAGUGGGGUUAUGAGCAAGCAUCGGAGCGUUGGCGACCUGUACACACUGUAGAAUCCAUCCUAAUUAGUGUCAUAUCCAUGCUGUCAAGCCCUAAUGAUGAGUCGCCAGCUAAUGUAGAUGCAGCGAAAGAAUGGCGGACAGAGUACAACACUACAUUCAAACGCAAUGUGCGCAAAUGUGUCACAAAAAGCCAAGAAUUCUUAUAGUGGCUUGGCAGCUAUUUCCCAUUAUUACGACUGACAUUUUCCUUGGAUUUGAAGAACAACACAUUUCCUUGGAGGCCAAAGCUGACUGGAUAACUUGACAUCACGGACCUUCUUUUUAUAUGCAAUACGAGCGACAAAACCGUUGGGACUCGUAUCCAGUACGUGACGGGAUGACAUCUUUAAUAGCACUGAAAAGGAGUUGCAUUUUUGUCUUGUAUAUAGGACAUGGAAACCAUUAUGAAUACCAACAGAUAAAACAAAUCUUGAAAUCAUGUUGGUGAUAGGAGGGGAUAGGUAAGUCCGAGCGACCAUUUUAGCUUUAUAUUCUCCAAGAGCGUGGUGUUUGUCACUUGCACAACUGAGUAGAGGGAGUACUGUGGCGAGUUUUGUGACUGCCUGGAGGACUUGAACAAGUCUCUUUGAGCAAAAAGGCUGUUGGAGGACACAGGGUUGGACGGCUGUUUCCCCACAUCUAUGGAUGUAUCUCAGUGUCUGUCUCUACAUUGUCGUGCUGUGUGUGAGGAAUUGUCGGUGGGUCUGUGCUAAAAGCACAUGGUACUCUCAACAUGUACUUGCUUCUUCCAAAUGGGAUCGGGAAAUUUAUCUUAAUUUUAUUUAGAAGUCCUCAGGUUGAUACGACUAGGUAAGGGAAAAGGAAGAGGAACCAGAAGACGCAGAAUAUUGUCGGUGUUUUGGUUAAGCAACAGAUUUAGCAUAGUCAGGGGUUGUGAAAUCUCCCUUACUGAGCAUUAUUUGAGUCUGUACAAAGUCUGGAGUGGAUUUGACACAGUGCCUUUGGCAGUGAAAUCUCAGGAAUUUAAACAUUGGCCGCUGUGCAGCAUUUGCGUUCUGCUUUAAUCCCAUGCAGCUGUAUGCCGGAGCCAAGUUUCAUCACUGAUUCACACAAGGGAAAAGACAUACAUUUCCAUGCAUGAUAGUGUCGCAGAAAAUCCCAAGUUUAAGCCUAUGUCACGAGAGACCUUGUGUAUAUAUUUCCCAAGACCUAUGCCCAUUUCUUCCUAAAGUAAGACCAAGGCCACUACCAUAAUAGUUAAGGAACACGCAAGUUAGAAAGUAAUAGGCAUAUACGAUUAUGAAGUAAAACUCUCCCAACAGCAAUUUUUCCAACACAGUUUUUCAAUCCAGAGUGUCCCAUCUGUUGAAACAUUCGUUUGUAAAAAACAAACCAGAAUGAACAUGUGAUUUCAGGAAAACAUUUUGAGCAGUUGCAGCAUAAGGCCGCCGAUAAAAACCUCUUUGAGUUUCUAGUGUUUUUUUUUCUCUUGGUCAGCUAGCAUGCAGUAUUAAAGUCGACAUUUCUAAAAACUCAGAAAUUUCACUACACACAGUCUGAAAUCAGACAAGUGCAUUGAAAUUCCCAUCUAGGAAGAGAAGGGUCUGAGAGAGUUGUGCAUUGACGAGCAACUGGGAACUGUUUGAUAUUGCCUCGGUAUAUCAACAACCUUUUGCUUCUGUGCAGAGAAGCUGUUGACGCCGUUUUUUGCAUUUAUUAUGUGAAACGAGUACAUGCAUUGAUAUUUUACCCGCGUCAUCAACUGUUUGGAAGUAACAUUGGAGACAGUAUCUGUAACUGCAUCACAAAGAUGUUAAAUCUUGAGGUUGUCUCCAGUGGCGAAACAAUUUUCAAAGUGGGGGAGUGCAGUCGUGAGACCAUCAGACAUCAGCCAUUGAUAGACCCAUCCAUUAAGACUGGCCUCAAACAGGACCUUUGGGGGGGGGUCCACCCUCUUUAGCAGUGGAAGGGGGCACAAGCCUUGUGCUUCAAUCACAUUGAGAACAACUAUCACUAUCCCAGUGUGUUUGAUCAAAUUUUUUAAAUCUUAAGCAACUAGCUUUUCUAAUAAAGAGGGAACUGAGGUGAGAGUGGAACAGUUUUAAAAUGAAGAUAUGAAAAUUAUUGAAAAAAAAAUUGUAUAAAGAUUAAAGAAAGAGAAGUUGCUUGUUUAGUCUUAGUAAAACGGAGAAAGGAUUAAUGUUUCGAAAAGGUUUAAUGCAGUUGAUGCUGUCGAGUAUGAUCAUUUUUAGUCAACCACUGGUCGGUUUUGCCUGGUGCCCAGGAUAUAUUUUGUGCAUAGGUUACCAGGGAAAUCAACCAGUAGAUGACAUGGUCACCAUGGGGUUGUCUCUUUGGACACCCUGUGGGCUCCGUGGUUGUGUUUUUCAUGGAGCAACACAAAAAUCCACCACAUUCUCAAAAGCCUUACAAGUGUAUCUCAUGAUGUUUACCAAGUAACUAAUUGUCAUUGGAAUGUAGGAUGAACAGUUGCCCUUAAUGCUCUUGUGUCUUUGGUGGGGGUGUUUUGUAUGGAUUGGCUGCUCAGUGUACCCUGUUGUGGUAUGCAAAUGCAUAGAAAUGAAGAAAACUUCAGCAAUUUUGAUGCUACGUUUUUUGUUGCGCGGUAGCUUUGGACGGACUGGUGUAAGUGCUGACAAAAAAAAUGUGCUUUGGAGGAACAGUUAAAAACUGUGGGUGUGGAUGGCUUUUCUUAAAGUGGAAUGUUUACCAGGCAGCUUUCAUGUCCCUGAGGGCAUAGUAAAAGCAAAUUACAGAAAUCGAGACCAUGCCCCAGUGACCGUCAUAACACCUGUGUACAUGUAGAAAGCACUGUAACAUGCAGUGUUGGUGUUCAAUCUGUCACAAGUCAAUCAGUCUUGAGCCAAGUUGUAUGCUAUUCAGAUAGAUGGUUUCAGAAGCAUUUCUUUGUCAAUGAUCAUCCUUUCACUUAUGACUGGUCUUGUCAGAGGACUUGUGAUGGACUUUAAAACAUCAUCGAUGCUGUUCAGUGUUCGGUGCUGCUUUUUAACUGAGAGGAGAACAGCUUAUUAGAUGAGGGCACUUAAAUGGCCCCCUCUGUGCUGGAAGGACACAGAUGACAAGAUAAAUGUGAUCCCCUUGGAAAUCUGAUGUGCCAUAAAUGCUUAAGGCAUGCAAGAUGAAAUUCUCCAUUUUGUCUUUUUAUGCACUGUCUUGAACGUGGCCACUGGCCAAAAUGGUGUUUCCCAGCCACACAUCGUCACUAUUUUGAACAAAACGCACCCAAGUCACAUUUUGUAAAGUUUUGAAUGAAUCAGAUUUUGUCUUGUUCAGUUAAUUUCCUGCCAAUUAAUUGUGCCAUUGUAUUUGUAGAUAAUUAAUGUAGAAUGGAUGUAAAAAUAAUAUCUAUAACGAUCUUCUUUGUCUGAAGAAGCUUACCAAAUGACUGCAAUUUUUGUUGAAUUGCGUUCAUUAAUUUUGAUUCUUUGAUUUUGUCAAAUUAGACUUUGUUUUGACUGCAGAAUUGAUUCUUUUUUAGAGUGGGAAGUGCUAUUACGCAAGAUGGUUACAGAAAUUUUGAGCCAUUUCUCAAAAACGAAAGCAAUAUAGUUUACAUGUGCGACUUUAUUAUAGAAGGGUUAUGAGAAACUGACCAGGACCCAGUUUCAUUGUGUUGUUAAGUAAAACGUCUUGCUAAGUAAAUUGAAGUGCGAAGCAAAACAUUGGCAGAACACCAUUGAAAAUAAAGCAGUAUAUUUGCCAUGA